Eimeria maxima is the source of this 3444-nucleotide messenger RNA. Its product is annotated as kinesin, putative. Gene Ontology annotation, molecular function: microtubule motor activity; microtubule binding; ATP binding. Bases 1 to 3444 code for a protein of 1147 amino acids. The transcript is spliced from 10 exons. NCBI's taxonomy places the organism in Eukaryota, Apicomplexa, Conoidasida, Eucoccidiorida, Eimeriidae. The record is from RefSeq and is a predicted model, not a curated record. Gene Ontology annotation, biological process: mitotic spindle organization; microtubule-based movement.
AUGUCGUCUGUAAAGGUUGCUGUGCGGGUUCGUCCCUUUAACGACCGCGAGAAGAAUAUGAACGCAAUUCUUUGUAUAUCCAUGGAAGGGAAAAGCACGACUAUAGAAAAUAAAGAUGAUGCAAAAAAUCCAAGCAAAACUUUUGCGUUCGACUACUCAUAUUGGUCGCACGAUGGGUUUGAGGUGGACGAUACAGGGUACUGUAGGCCAAGUAGCACUAAGUAUGCAGAUCAACACAGGGUAUAUCAGGACGUAGGUAAAGAUGUUCUGAACAACUCAUUUGAGGGUUAUAAUGCGUGUCUUUUCGCCUACGGUCAAACCGGAGCUGGAAAGAGCUACUCCAUGGUUGGGUAUGGUGCGAAUAAGGGCAUUAUUGUCCGAGCGUGUGAAGAAAUAUUCCAACGCAUACAACAAAAUGCAGACCCUAGCCUCCAAGCUGAAGUUCUAGUAAGCAUGUUGGAGAUAUACAAUGAGCAGGUGCAGGACUUGCUCCAACCAAUGGACAAGAGACCCAAGGGAGGAUUGAAAAUCCGGCACACUCCUCAGUUAGGCACAUUCGUGCAAGAUCUAAGCAAGUGCCCUGUGGACUCGUACGCAGCAAUUCAAGCCAAGUUAGAUGAAGCGGCUUCGGGGGAGCCAGUUUCACAGAAGUGCUCUGAAAUCAACCUUGUAGAUUUGGCGGGUAGCGAGAGGGCUGGAUCUACUGGAGCCACGGGAGACAGACUUAAAGAAGGUUGCGCCAUCAAUCAGAGCCUCAGCGCCCUCGGGAACGUCAUUUCUGCACUAGCAGACAAAGCAGCUGGGAAACUGAAACCUGGACAGGUCGUCCCAUACCGCGACUCGGCGUUGACACGCAUCCUCCAGACUGCACUUGGAGGAAAUAGUAAAACGUGCAUGAUAGCUGCUCUUUCCCCAGCUUCCGUCAAUUACGAAGAAACGCUUAGUACUCUCCGUUAUGCAGACAGAGUGAAACAAAUUAAAAAUGAAGCGGUGGUUAACGAAAACCCUCUAGAAAAGCUUAUCCGAGAGUUACGCGAAGAGAAUGAACGGCUCAAGAAGGCUAUGGGGGGUAACCUACCUGCCCCAAGUGGUGGCGGUGAAGCCGACCCUGCUAUGUUAGAGGCCAUGCGAAAACAGUACGAAGAAGAGAUAGAGGCAAACAGGCGGGCUAUGGAGGAAAUGACACAAAAAGUAGAAGAAGAAAAGAAGAGGGCAGCCGCCAGUAGGAAACUGGAAGAACAGGCCGAGUUGACCCUCCCCACUCUACAAAACCUGAACGAAGACCCUUUCCUUACCGGCAAAAUAGUGUGCGUGCUAAAGGAGGGAUCUAGCACCUUCGGGAAGCAAGAGGGAGAAGAGACACCCACCUUUCGUAUUGGUGGUUUGGGCGUGGUAGCAGGUCACGCUACCGUGACAUGCAGCAAAGUGCAGAACGACGCUGAAGACCCAGAAGACACAUCUUUUUGCGUUAUCUUGAAGGCAGUCGGGAAAACAAUGGUGAAUGGCGUGGAAGUUCAGGAGGGUGAAGAAAGACGGUUGCAACACAAGGACAGAAUUCUAUUUGGUCACAACAAUCUGUAUGUGUAUAUGGAUCCACUUGAUAUGGACAAGGCCAUGCCAUCGUGGGAGGAGGCAAUGAAGGAGGUGAAGAAAGAUCAGAUGGAGGCAUACGGCCAGCCGCAGCAGACUGAAGCAGAUAGAGAGAAGGAGAAAAAGUUUCAGGAUAUGUUGAAAGAGCUAGAGACUGCAAAGAAUUCCUUGGAGACGGAAAGACGCGAUCUGCUCAAAAAAUUGGAGCAGAAGGAACAAGAGCUCCUCGCAAGCGGCGAAUCACAGGAGGUGAUACAGGAGAAGCUCAAAGAACUGGAGCAGGAAAAACAAGAAAUAGAGAGACAACUGCAAAGUAAAGAGGAAGAGUUGUCAUCGAGAGAGCUAAGACUACGAAAGGAGCGGGCUGAAGAGGAAGCCAGAAAGGAGGAAGAAAGGGCUGCCAGGAUUGAAUUGGAGGAAAUCAUGACGAAAACGUCCCUACUCGUUGACGAGGCAAAUAUGAUUGCUCAAGAGCUGGGAGUUGGGGCUUUCUUUUCCCCUAAACUCACAGUUCGUGGUGAUGCCGUCGGGCGUGGUGGUCGAGCAACUAUAGGAGGGUCACAGUCAGUAAUGCAAAGAUCGGAGAUUAUGAUAAGGGUUGAUCGGCUAGACUCGGAUAUCACCCAGCUUUGGUCCUUGGACUUGUUCGAAAGGAAGGUCUUUGAGAUGCGAGAAAUCUAUGCUAAUUGGGCACCAGAGCCAGGCCAAGCAUUUUCACUACCGGAUGACGUGGCGGAUCCCUUUGCCAUGGAUCCAGAAUCAUAUCAGGUAGUGGGUCAAGCCUAUGUUUAUCUGGAUACAAUUCGAAACUUGCUUCCAAUAGAAAAAGAACCCUUUCCUAUAUUUGAUUCAAAAGGGCAAAAACAGGGGACUCUUGUUGUUUCAAUCGACAUUCAAUUCUCCUCAGCAAGGUCUGAACUGGAAGGAGAAGACGAGUUGGCGGCUCGCCGUAUCGAGGACAUUGACGAUAUUGACUCCGUUGAGGACGUGAAAGGGCGCGAGCUGACUAUCACCGUCUCAGUGCAUUCUGCAAGUAACCUGCCAGAGAAGUCGUGUCGACACCCGCAAGUCCUAUAUCGCUGGUUAGACGGAAUGACAGAAGUGUCUGCAGUUUCCCUCGAGGAGGCAAGCCGCGAUGUCGUCUUCAAUAGUGCGAGAGAGUUCAGUCUUAAUGCCAACGAUGUUGCAAUUGAGUGGCUCUCUAGUGCCCUGAUAUUUGAGGUAAGUGGAAAGUUCGUCGACAAGACUGGCAAGGGGAAGGGCGACAAAAGCAAAGACAUGCGCAAACUUGAGGAUGAACUGAGAGAAAAAAAAGAGCUGCUCAAGAAAAUUGAUGAGGCACUCCGAAUGCAAGGGAGGUCAUUGGAUGAAUUGCUACAGAAAGCAGAAGUCGAGCACAUUACUGCAGAAGAUAUGAAUGGCGUGAGUGGCCCGAGUGAUGACGGCCAAGAACCGCAAGCAGGACUAAUAGAUGCCAAUGCACGUGCACCUCCGAUAGAGGUUCAAGAAAAUGAAGACAACAAACAGGAAAAACUGAACGAACCAUCCAAUACAGUGGAAGCAGAACCUCCUGUUCUUCAAGAUACGGACCAACACCCAGCAGCAGAAGGGACAGAUCAAGCUUCAUCAUCAAAUGGUGACACCGGCAAUGCGGGUGAGGCCGUCGUGGAGCACACAGUGGAGUUAGCCCAAGCAGAACAAGAUAUGCAGGGAACAGCAAGCCCUAAGCAAGAGUCACCGAGCGGACCGAUAGAAGAGGCACCAACCCAGCAGGGAGCAGCACCCCCUGAACAAGGGUCAUCGAGAGGGCAGACAGAAGAAGCAACAAGCGACGAAGACGAUGAAUCAGCGUAG